AUGGUUCGCAAUUAUAUUCGCAAAUCUCAGAGAGGAUCCGGAUAUUCAAAAGAAGAUCUAAGGACUGCUGUAAACAUUGUAAAGAGUGGACUAAUGAGUAUUUACAUAGCUAGCUUGAUGUAUCAUAUUCAAAAAAAUAGACUUUCGGACCAUGUAAAAGGGCGCAGAGGUCAGAAAAGUUCAACCUAUGGUAGAAGGACAGAUCUCAGUUUUGAAGAGGAGACGUAUCUGGCAGAUUGUAUCCGCUGUAUGGAGAAGUGGGGAUUCGGUCUAACCAGAAAGGAAUUGCUCGGGAUAGUGGAAGAUUACGUUAAAACGAAUAAAAUUAAGACGCAGUUUAAAAAUGACAAACCAGGUGAAGACUGGUUUUUAAAUUUUAAAAGUCGUCACAAGCUUUCUAUUAAAACACCUCAAAGCGUCGAAUUUGCCCGAAAAAAGAAUGUUGAACCGUUUUUAGUCUACCAGUACUUCGAUUUAUUAGAAAAUACAAUCAAAGAACUUGGAUUAGAGGAUAAACCAUCUUAG
Acanthoscelides obtectus is the source of this 525-nucleotide messenger RNA. The record is from the annotation of a GenBank genome assembly. NCBI's taxonomy places the organism in Eukaryota, Metazoa, Arthropoda, Insecta, Coleoptera, Chrysomelidae.